AUGGGUACCCGCACCACUGGGUACCAGGACCACAGAUACCAGCCUCGCAGGUACCAGCACAGUGGGUACCAGCCUGAUGGGUACCAGCACCACAGGUACCAGCCCCGUGGGUACCAGUACCAUGGGUACCAGCCCGAUGGGUAUCAUCACCACAGGUACCAGCCCCAUGGGAGACUCUAUGACAUGAGCGAAGUUUUGAGGGCUGAUCUGUUGGACUGCAACUACUCCAUCCCCGACCCGCAGCUGGUCCGGAGGAUCGUGUCCCAGGUGGAGUUCUACCUCUCCGAUGAGAACCUGGCCAAGGAUGCAUUCCUCCUGAAACAUGUCCAGAAGAACAAGAUGGGCUUUGUGAGCAUCAAACUGCUGACGUCCUUCAAGAAGGUGAAAUACCUGACACGUGACUGGCGGCUCACGCUCUACGCCCUGCAGUUCUCGGAGCUGCUGGAGGUGAACGAGGAGGGCACCAAAGUGAGACGGCGGGUCCCUGUCCCUGAAUCCCUGCUGAGCGUCCCCCCCAGCAAACUGCUGCUGGCCUGGGAGCUGCUGCCCCAGGGGCAGGACAUGCCACCGCCGCUCCAGAAGAACUUCCUCGAGACCAUCACGAGGAUGUUCAGCCCCUUCGGUGCCAUCGCCUCCAUCCGCAUCCUGCGGCCGGGCCGUAAGCUGCCCUCGGAUGUGCGGAAAUACACAUCGCGCUUCCCUGAGCUGCUGAGCAAGUGCUGUGCGCUGGUGGAGUAUGAGAGCCUGGAGAGCGCCCGAAGGGCCUUUGAGGGCCUCGGCCACCAGAGCUGCCCGGGUGGCGAGAGCAUCAGGGUGGUCCGGCUCUGCGGGAAGGGCUCCAAGAAGAAACCCGGAGCCGAGAGGGAGGUGGCGGAGGAGCGGAUGGACCAGCUGGGUUGGAAGACGGCGGUGACCUUCCCCUACGGCAUUGGGGACUCCCUGCUCUGCAGCUCCCCGGAGUCAGACGGUGCCCCGGCACUGCCGCCCCUCCUCCUGAACAAGGACCCCCCGGCACCCACCUGGCCCAGUGGUGACUUUGGCAACGUCUUCACCAGAUCACUCCUCACCAGCAAAGUCUUCCCUCCGCUUGGGACAGGCUUGGGCACCAGCACCUGCUCCGGUCUCUGUUCCGGCACCGAGAGCCCCUGCGGCAGCAGCUGGGGGAGCCGGGGGGAUGCCUGGGCACCCUGGCGCAGCGGUCUCCCUCCAGAUGCCAAACCUCCUCCCGGCGAUGCCCUAGCAGUGAAGCCGAUGCCAGACCACCUCGGGCUGCGGGACGGGGUGCUUCGCCUGCCCCACGGCCUCGAUGGCACCAAGGGCUUCUGCGGCAGCUUUGAGAGAGGAGAGCUUGUCCUCCAGCGCUGA
This is a messenger RNA of Charadrius vociferus (killdeer), 1365 nucleotides long. Its product is annotated as la-related protein 6-like. Gene Ontology annotation, cellular component: nucleus. The transcript has 3 exons. Bases 1 to 1365 code for a protein of 454 amino acids. Gene Ontology annotation, biological process: RNA processing. The record is from RefSeq and is a predicted model, not a curated record. NCBI's taxonomy places the organism in Eukaryota, Metazoa, Chordata, Aves, Charadriiformes, Charadriidae. Gene Ontology annotation, molecular function: mRNA binding.